This is a messenger RNA of Penicillium crustosum, 1131 nucleotides long. Its product is annotated as zinc-binding alcohol dehydrogenase family protein. The transcript has 3 exons. Lineage: Eukaryota; Fungi; Ascomycota; Eurotiomycetes; Eurotiales; Aspergillaceae. The record is from RefSeq and is a predicted model, not a curated record. Gene Ontology annotation, molecular function: oxidoreductase activity, acting on NAD(P)H. The coding region runs from base 1 to 1131 and encodes 376 amino acids.
AUGAGCGUGGCUACGCAUCCUGCAGUUAUAGCGCCUGGUAUCAAGCAGCCCUUAAAAAUCGAGCAGAUUACCACCCCAAACGUCCAACCUUCGGAGGUCCGCAUUCGUGUAGAAUGGGUCCCAUCAGCCCCCCUAGAUGUCUUCCAGGUUGAUGCGGGAUUGAUGGCUUCAUUCCCACAAAGCCUUGGUGACACUGCCGCUGGUACGGUGACAGCAAUCGGCAGUCAAGUUGACCAUCUCAAUGUUGGCGAUAAAGCAUUUGGGUUUUUCUUCCACAACGAGAAGGAGAAGGCUCAACAGAUUUAUGCUACAGUUCCCAAACACCUACUUGGUAAAGUCCCGGAGGGCGUUUCUCUAAAAGAAGCGGCAACUCUGCCAAACAACUUCUGUACCGCAUUCAUUACCCUUCGUCGAAACCUUGGUAUCGAUCUCCCGUGGCCUCAUGAAGAGGAGUUCGUUCCUAGCGAACAGCAUGCUCCCAUCCUUGUGUGGGGAGCAUCCACUUCCGUUGGUCAAUACGCAGUACAGAUCUUGAAACAUUGGGGCUAUAGCAAUGUCCUUGCCACAGCCUCUCCGCGCCAUCAUGAUAAGAUCAAACGUUACGGUGCGAGGCAAAUGUUUGAUUAUCAAGAUAGCACUGUGGUCGAGUCAAUCAAACAGUUCCUUGAAGCGGAGGAUGGACAAAGCCAAAUCCGUGUCUUUGAUUGUGUGGACUCCAAGUUUGGUUCACUACGUCCUAUCUCGAAGAUAGCAGUCCAACCUGGGUCGGUCGUAGCUGCCUUACUUCCAGUUGUUAUCAACGCCCCAUCUGUGAAUCAAUCCGAUCCAAGCAUUGAACUAGCUUUUGAUGUAUCCACGGCAGCAGAUUGGGCACACGGAGUCGAAGUACACAGCAUCGCAAGCUAUGGCUACGAGGAGGAUGCUUUUCUAAGAGAUCAUCUCCAACGCGAUAUCAUGCCUACACUGCUUGGAACAGGUGCUAUCGAACCGAACAGUCAACGGGUAGUUGAGGGGAGAACGCUUCUUGAAAGGGCCACGAAGGCCUUGGGUAUUAUGAGAAGUGGGACAGUCAGCGGAGAGAGGCUGGUUUGGAGGGUUUGGACACCCGAAGAGUUCCCUGAGUUUCAGUAG